AUGAAACUACAGGCACAUAUUCCAGGACAGAUAUCUGGACAGAUGCCAUCUUUAAGCGGUGUGUCAAGAUCAUCAAAUAACAUGGACCCUGAAUUUCUUAGAGCACGAGCAUUUAUUCAAGAGAAGAUCUGUGAUGUGUUAUUGCAUCGGCAUCCUCAGGCAGUUAAUGAUAUGCAGAAAAGGAGGAUUAAGGAUCUUGCAAAACGCCUGGAGGAGGCCAUGUUAAAAGCUGCUUCCUCUAAGGAGGACUACAUGAACUUGGAAACACUAGAGAGUCGUUUAUCUAGUUUCCUUCGACGGGCAACUAUGAAUAAUCAAACCCAACAAUAUCCUCAGCUUAUUGGCUCCUCUCCCAUUGGUACAAUGAUACCAACCCCUGGUUUGUCGCAUGGUCCAAAUUCAAGCAUGGGGGUUGCAUCUUCUAUAGAUGCCUCAAUGAUAUCUUCCAGCGGGGGUAAUAGCAUGGUAUCAACAUCUUUCAAUAGUGUAAAUAUGUUACCACCUGGUGGCAUGCUUGGCAGUUCCAUAAAUAGAUCUGAUGGUUUGUCAAAUGGAUAUCAGCAGUCUUCUACCAACUUUUCCGUUGGCUCGGGAGGGAACAUGUCAUCAAUGGGUGUGCCGAGAAUUUCAAGCCAAAUGAUUCCUACGCCAGGAUUUACCGUCAACAACAAUCACUCACAUAUGAAUGUAGAUUCAUCUUCUAACGGUAAUAUCUUUUCUAGUGCAGAGUCUACUAUGGUAUCACAGUCACAGCUGCUGCAGCAGAAACAGCAUGUUGGAGACCAAAGUCAUGUAUUGUCGAACCUUGGCAGCCAAAUGAGUAGUGGAAUGAAAUCUGGCACUUCUGAUGGCUAUGCCUCAACUUAUGCUAAUUCCCCUAAACACAUGCAUCAGCACUUUGACCAGAAUCAGAAACCAGUAGUGCAGGGUGAUGGAUAUGGAUUGAAUAAUGUCGACCCUUUUGCUUCUGGAAACUUCUAUGGGUCUGUGGCAUCUUCUGGGUCUAUGAUGAACACUCAGAACACAAAUUCAGUAAAAUUGUCAUCUAUACCCAAGACUAAUUCAUUGGUUAGCGGUCACUCAAAUUUGCAUGGUAUGCAGCAGGCUGCUCAUAUGAAAUCUCAAGCAGUCAAUCAAUUGGAAAAGUUUCAGUCUUCAUCGACUUCAAGAGAUGCCUUUCUGCAUUCUCAACAACAGUAUCAGCAAAGGCCCCAGCAAUUUCAACAGCUAGAACAGUAUUCACAAUCACAGCAACAGUUUCAGUUGAAACUACAUAGUCAGCAGCCUCAGCAUUUGGUCAAUGACGAUGGUUUCAAUCAGUCUCAGUUGUCUUCCAAUCUAGAAAACCAAGUGAAGAUAGAGCCUGGAAUUGAACACGAUAAAGAAGUGCUCAAUUCUCAUGUUCCUGAACAGUUCCAUAUGUCUGAGAUGCAGAAUCAGUUCCAGCAAAAUUCCUCUGAAGAUUGUUCUAGGAGUGCUCAAUACCUUUCCUUUCCAUCUGGUCAGCACGAUUUAUCGUCAUCAGCACCUCAAAAUUCGCAACAAAUGUUGCAUCCACACCAAUUAGUUGCAGAAUCUCAAAAUAAGUUCAGCUGUCUUACAGUUGGUGCACAAUCCAAUUCUAAACCAGUAGUUCUAAACCAAUGGCCUGACUCACAAGAUGGUAACCACAUGUCUAACAAUAUUUCACACGACCAGCAUCUCCAUGUGGAUUUUCAUCAAAGAAUAUCAGGAAAGGAUGAAGCUCAUUGCAAUAACUUAUCAUCAGAUGUAUCUAUGAGCCAAGCUGUUGCUCCUAGAGGCGCAGCUGAUCCACCAGACCCAGGAAGUGAUCUCAAAAAUGCGCACAAAAAUCAACAAAGGUGGCUCUUAUUUCUACUUCAUGCUCGACGAUGUUCUGCUCCUGAAGGACGAUGCCAAGAACGCUGUUGUUCUAGUGCACAGAAUUUAUGCAAGCACAUAGAUGGAUGCACCCUAGGUCGUCAUUGUCCAUACCCGCGUUGUCAUCAUACUAGGGUAUUGCUUCGUCAUUUCAUGCACUGCAAGGAUCCGUGUUGCCCUGUUUGUGUUUUUGUAAGAAAUUACCGGCGCGCAUUUCAACUUAAAGCUCAGAUUCAGCCAGAAUCUCAAUCAAGUUUGCCAAGUGUGGUAAAUGGAUCGUGUAAAUCUUACAAUAUUACAGCUAUGUCAUCCAGAUUGAUCUCAAAUCCUACAUUAGUUGUGGAAACUUCAGAAGGCUUGCACCCAUCUCUAAAACGCAUAAAGAUUGAGCAUUGCACCCAAUCUGUUAAUCUUGAAAAGGAUAAUUCUGUUUCAUCCUCUAUUUCUGCAAAUUGUGAAUCUCUUGUUUCCAGGGAUGCUCAGUCCCAAAUCUAUCCCAAUGUAGAGAAGUCUAUCUCAAUUAAGUCUGAGCUUACAGAAGUAAAAGCAGAAGUCCAGUCUCAUGCUAAGCUUAGCGAUAUGAAGAUGGAUUCCAAUAAUGUAGAUAAUAAAAUUCCCAGUGGUGAGCCUGUCAAGAAUGAUGAUCCUGGUAAUUUAGCCAGGCCAGACAAUAUGAAAAAUGAGAAAGAAAUUGGGCAAGAUAGGCAAGAAAAUGUGACGCAGCACAGUGAAAAUGCAGCUGGAACGAAGUCUGGUAAGCCAAAAAUUAAGGGGGUCUCUUUAACUGAAUUAUUUACUCCAGAGCAAGUCCGGGAACAUAUUACUGGUCUCCGGCAAUGGGUUGGCCAAAGCAAAUCAAAGGCAGAGAAGAAUCAAGCAAUGGAGCAUUCUAUGAGUGAGAAUUCCUGUCAAUUAUGUGCUGUUGAGAAGCUUACAUUUGAACCGCCACCUAUUUAUUGCACAACAUGUGGGGUUCGCAUCAAACGGAACAAUAUGUACUAUACCAUGGGUACUGGUGAUACUCGGCAUUAUUUUUGUAUCCCAUGCUAUAAUGAUGCUCGUACAGAACACAUUGUUGUUGAUGGGACUCCCAUCUCUAAGUCAAGAUUGGAAAAGAAGAAGAAUGAUGAGGAAACUGAGGAAUGGUGGGUUCAAUGUGAUAAAUGCGAAGCUUGGCAACAUCAAAUAUGUGCUUUGUUUAAUGGAAGAAGAAAUGAUGGUGGACAAGCUGAAUACACUUGCCCUAACUGCUAUAUUGAAGAGGUAGAGCGGGGUGAGCGCAAGCCAUUACCCCAAAGUGCUGUUCUUGGAGCGAAGGAUUUACCUAGAACUAUUCUUAGCGAUCAUAUAGAACAACGGUUGUUUAAGCGGCUAAAGCACGAAAGAACAGAGAGAGCAAGGUUUCAUGGGAAAAGCUACGAUGAGGUUCCUGGAGCUGAUUCCCUAGUCGUAAGAGUUGUGUCUUCCGUUGACAAGAAGUUAGAAGUGAAACAGCGCUUUUUGGAAAUUUUUCAGGAAGAGAAUUACCCAACAGAAUUUCCAUACAAAUCCAAGGUAGUUUUGCUGUUUCAAAAGAUUGAAGGUGUGGAAGUAUGCCUAUUUGGCAUGUAUGUUCAAGAAUUUGGAGCUGAAUGUCAAUUUCCCAAUCAGCGCCGGGUGUAUCUUUCAUAUCUGGACUCUGUGAAGUAUUUCAGGCCCGAGGUUAAAUCAGUAACUGGAGAGGCUCUUCGAACAUUUGUUUACCAUGAAAUUCUGAUUGGAUACCUUGAAUAUUGUAAGCUGCGCGGUUUUACCAGCUGCUAUAUAUGGGCCUGUCCUCCAUUAAAGGGUGAAGACUAUAUUUUAUAUUGCCAUCCAGAAAUUCAGAAAACACCAAAAUCUGACAAGCUUCGUGAAUGGUAUCUUGCCAUGUUAAGAAAAGCUUCAAAGGAGAAUGUUGUGGUGGAUAUCACCAACUUAUAUGAUCAUUUCUUCACAUCUACUGGUGAAUGUAGAGCUAAGGUUACAGCUUCCAGACUGCCAUAUUUUGAUGGUGACUACUGGCCUGGGGCUGCAGAGGAUUUGAUUUAUCAGCUACGCCAAGAGGAAGAUGGAAGAAGACAAAAUAAAAAGGGAACAACCAAAAAGACUAUCACAAAAAGGGCCUUAAAAGCGUCUGGCCAGUCGGAUCUUUCAGGAAAUGCUUCGAAAGAUCUGCUCCUCAUGCACAAACUUGGUGAAACCAUUUCUCCAAUGAAGGAAGAUUUUAUUAUGGUUCACUUGCAGCAUGCAUGUAGCCACUGCUGUAUUCUAAUGGUGUGUGGCAACCGUUGGGUUUGUAGUCAGUGCAAGAACUUUCAGAUUUGUGAUAAGUGUUAUGAAGCAGAACUACAGCGUGAAGAGAGAGAAAGACAUCCUGUUAAUCAGAGAGAAAAACACACUCUUUAUCCGGUUGAAAUUACUGAUAUACCAGAUGAUACAAAGGAUAAAGAUGAUAUUCUUGAAAGUGAAUUCUUCGACACUAGACAGGCAUUUCUGAGUCUCUGCCAGGGAAAUCAUUACCAGUAUGAUACUUUAAGGCGGGCCAAGCAUUCCUCAAUGAUGGUCCUAUAUCAUCUUCAUAAUCCAACUGCUCCUGCAUUUGUGGCCACUUGUAAUGUAUGCUAUCUUGACAUAGAAACUGGUCAAGGUUGGCGUUGUGAAGUUUGCCCAGAGUACGAUGUAUGCAAUUCUUGUUAUCAAAAGGGAGAUAUUGAUCAUCCUCAUCCGUUGACAAAUCACCCGUCAAUGGUGGAACGUGAUGCUCAGAACAAAGAAGCAAGGCAGUUUCGAGUAUUGCAGCUAAGGAAAAUGCUCGAUCUUCUAGUGCAUGCCUCCCAAUGUCGUUCUGCACAUUGCCAAUAUCCUAAUUGUCGCAAAGUGAAGGGACUCUUCCGCCAUGGUAUGCACUGCAAAACACGUGCUUCCGGAGGCUGCGUUCUUUGCAAAAAAAUGUGGUAUUUGCUUCAGCUUCAUGCUCGCGCAUGCAAAGAAUCAGAAUGCCACGUGCCACGAUGCAGAGAUUUAAAAGAACAUCUAAGGAGGCUGCAGCAGCAGUCUGAUUCACGGCGAAGAGCUGCUGUAAUGGAAAUGAUGAGGCAGAGAGCUGCUGAAGUUGCUAACAAUGCUUGA
Messenger RNA from Vicia faba (fava bean), 5031 nucleotides. NCBI's taxonomy places the organism in Eukaryota, Viridiplantae, Streptophyta, Magnoliopsida, Fabales, Fabaceae. The record is from the annotation of a GenBank genome assembly.